Strongylocentrotus purpuratus (purple sea urchin) is the source of this 1478-nucleotide messenger RNA. Its product is annotated as kremen protein 1. The transcript is spliced from 7 exons. The coding region runs from base 168 to 1478 and encodes 436 amino acids. The record is from RefSeq and is a predicted model, not a curated record. NCBI's taxonomy places the organism in Eukaryota, Metazoa, Echinodermata, Echinoidea, Camarodonta, Strongylocentrotidae. Gene Ontology annotation, cellular component: plasma membrane.
CUUCUCAUUCGCUUUUUUACAAGCAUUCUCCAAAUCCGUACCUUCCCUGCUCAAGAUUGUGUUUUUCAGAAAAUUUGGAAGCCAGUCGAAGUUGUUGUCGAAUUCAUCCCUCUGGCAACUGAAAACGGGAUCUAACAACGUUUAGAAAUAUUAUAGGAUAACUAGCAAUGAAAAUGGGAUUUCGUGAAUACAGGGAUAUCCAUGUACUUGGAAACAGUCCCUUGUUCUUUAUGAGGCAUAUUGCAAUUAUACUUCUGUAUGUCACGUCUUGUUCAGCGAUAUUCCAUUUCCAAGAAACACUUUCCAUCAGUUUAGAUGGCAGUGCAGACAUCUGGCAAGGGAGUCCAUCUGCCUUCAUACGAUCUGAUAAAAAAUAUCGAAUUUGUGCAGACGACAUAUACUGGAGCGAUGAGAUCGCUGAUUCUAUAUGUAGAUACCGAGGUUUCGAUGGAGCAAUGAUCAUAAAGGAAUAUCCAUCCAACUCUGGAUAUGAUUAUGCCGUGUGUAAUCUUGCCGAGACCGGUCGCACACCCCUCGUGUGUGAUUCCAUCGACGUGUGCGAUAAGGCUCCAGUCAUCUCAUGCUUAUUACCAGGAUACCAAGGCUGCUUCACUCACACCGAAUCCAGUCCAUUCUUCACCAACGCGGAACAAGCGCCCUCUCAAGACGAACCAUACAACAUCCAAACCUGUGCUGAGGCAUGCGUCCAAUACCCAUACAUGGGACUUACGAACGGUCAGAUCUGUAUCUGCGGAUCAGCCUUAGACGAUCAGGGUAAAGGGGUCUGUGAUCUGGGAUGUCUAGAAGACGAACUGCAGCUAUGUGGAGGAGUAGAUUCUAUAAGCGUUUUUGCUGUUGGUGGCUUUACCGGACAAUGCAGUUCUUCACAAGCAUCGCAAGAUCUUUUGCCGAACGAAACUUUAUUUGUAUUGUCACCUAAUUUCCCAGAUAGUUUCAGCGCAGGAGCUACAUGCCAGUGGACGUUGUCCAUCAAUGUCCAGGAGAGCCAUAAUCUUGAAGUGACUGCUACAGCCGAUCUUCUGUUAGAUGCCUCCAUCGAGGUUUCCUCCAAGUCGGGCUACCUGUACACGAUUCUUUAUGGAACACAAGGAACAAGCGGGCUUACGUUUUACCCCUAUAGCGUCUUCCAGGAUACCAUUACGGUGGAUUUUACCUCGCAUGGAGUUUUGGGCGGUGGCAGCUUCCUAAUAAGAUUUAGUCUCACCCCAUCCGUUGUAAAAUCGACAUUUCCGCCAUUUGUCACUGAUUCCUCGAUUCGCCAUACACUAGCAUCUCCGUCGCCGACCAAACUUCGUACAAACUCACCGGACAUGCCACCCCCCUCCUCGGAUUCCUUCCCCUCCUCCUCCUCCUCCUCCUCCACCAAUUCCUCCCCCUCCUCGAUCGGAUCUAGUUCAACAAAGACCCUUCCAGAAUCAGCUAGAUCAAUAAACGAGCAGGGUAUGUAUAUUUCGUAG